AGAAGAAUCUUAAUUAGAGUUCAAAAAUCACGCGCUCAUUUCCCCUUAAGAUGUCUGUCAUCAAAACACGGCCUUAGGUCUUGAUGAUCAGGCUAAGCUAGUGAGUCCACAAAAGAGGGUAGGUGGAUAUUUGCUGUAAGAGUCUUCAAUAUUUUUCAAGGCCUUAAUUUUCACUCUUGCAUUAAGAUAUGUGGCGAGGCUCGCGCGUCUAUAUAUAUAAUUUUUGAAAGGGUGUGACAAACAUAAUUUUCGAAACAAACAUUGGGCAUGGCACUUCAAGGCUAUCAUUUCUGGGGAGUACUCUUAGUCCUGAUGAUCAAGUACUCAUGGGCUCAUGACUCAGUAGCGACUGAGGUCUCCUCUUCUUAUAACCGUACUAGCUUUCCAGCUGAUUUUGUGUUUGGAACUGGCUCGUCUGCCUACCAGUUUGAAGGUGCUUGGAAAGAAGGUGGCAAAGGUCCAAGUAUAUAUGACAUUUUCACCCACAAGUAUCCAGAUAAAAUUGCCAAUCGAAGCAACGGAGACGUAGCCGUCGAUUUUUAUCACCGUUAUAAGGAAGAUGUACAGCUAAUGAAGUUUAUGGGAAUGGAUGCUUUCAGAUUCUCAAUCUCAUGGGCAAGAAUUCUACCUCGUGGGAAGUUAAGCGGAAGAGUGAACAAGGAAGGGGUUGCCUUCUACAACAAUCUCAUCAAUGAACUCAUAUCAAAUGGUUUGAAACCCUUCAUCACAUUGUUUCAUUGGGAUCUUCCCCAAGCCCUUGAAGAUGAGUAUGGUGGCUUCUUGAGCCCUCGCAUUGUGGCCGAUUUUGCGGAUUUUGCAGAGCUUUGCUACAAAGAAUUUGGGGAUAGGGUAAAGCAUUGGAUCACGUUGAAUGAGCCAUGGACAUUCGUUUAUCUAGGCUAUGACCUUGGGUCCCUCGCACCGGGUCGUUGCUCGGCCUGGAUGAACAAUGAUUGCCCCGCCGGAGAUUCGGCCACUGAACCUUAUAUAGUGGGCCACCACAUGCUUCUCUCUCACGGAGCUGCAGCUAAAGUUUACAAAGAGAAAUUUCAGGUAUCUCAAAAGGGCCAGAUUGGGAUUACACUUAUAUGUCAAUGGGUUCUUCCAUACUCCAAUUCAAAACUUAAUGACAAAGCAGCUCAGCGGGCCCUCGAUUUCACAUAUGGAUGGUUUAUGACCCCAUUAACCUACGGUGAAUACCCAGAAACUAUGCGUUCGAUUGUCGGAAAAAGGUUACCAGAAUUUACUCCUGAGCAAGUUACACUGGUGAAGGGUUCCUGCGAUUUCAUCGGAUUAAAUUACUACACCGGAUUUUAUGCAAUUAAUGUUCCUGUUGCUAAUACAGUCAAUGUUAGCUACGGAAAUGAUAUGCUCGCUAUUCUUACAAGCGAGCGCAACGGAAAACUUAUUGGAAAUCCGACAGGGGUAAGUACCUUUUAUAUCUUCCCAAAAGGACUUCAGGAUCUUCUAAUCUAUACAAAGGAGAAGUACAACGAUCCACUAAUUUACAUUACAGAGAAUGGCAUGGGUGAUGCCAAUAACGUGACAACUAAAGAAGGAGUCAAGGACUAUCUGAGAAUUUAUUUCUACCGUCGCCACCUUGGGGCUGUUCAAAAUGCCAUCAAAGCUGGAGUGAAGGCGAAAGGGUUCUUCGCAUGGGCAUUUAUAGACAACUUUGAAUGGGGAUCUGGUUAUACCAUAAGGUAUGGACUGGGCUAUGUUGAUUACCGCGAUGGCCUCAAAAGAUACCCAAAGCGCUCAGCAUUUUGGUUUAAGAAGUUCAAUCUCAAGUAGCAAGGGCUAGGGUAGGGCAGGGCUAGGUCUAGUCCAUGCAUGUUCUUUGUUUGGAUCUAUCAGUACGUGAAUGCAUUUGGGUAUGUAUUUUUCUUGCGACGUUGGAGACUUGAUGCUUACAAUUAUUGGGUUUUACAAUAUGUAUUUGAGCUUCGGAAUCAUUACCGUAAAAUCUUUUCAAUCGAA
Molecule: messenger RNA, 1980 nt
Organism: Rhododendron vialii
Lineage: Eukaryota; Viridiplantae; Streptophyta; Magnoliopsida; Ericales; Ericaceae
Product: beta-glucosidase 12-like
Exons: 13
Coding region: 268-1794 (508 amino acids)
Biological process (GO): carbohydrate metabolic process
Molecular function (GO): beta-glucosidase activity
Source: RefSeq, a predicted model, not a curated record